This is a messenger RNA of Galendromus occidentalis (western predatory mite), 2754 nucleotides long. RefSeq names its product serine/threonine-protein kinase A-Raf. Bases 1 to 2754 code for a protein of 917 amino acids. The record is from RefSeq and is a predicted model, not a curated record. Lineage: Eukaryota; Metazoa; Arthropoda; Arachnida; Mesostigmata; Phytoseiidae. Gene Ontology annotation, molecular function: ATP binding; MAP kinase kinase kinase activity. Gene Ontology annotation, biological process: protein phosphorylation; MAPK cascade. The transcript has 7 exons.
AUGGCCCAUGUUACGAACGGUACCGCGGUCCCGGACGAAAUUUCUAUAGCAGCCAUUCAGGACUCGCUAGCCCAGGAGGCGAUUUCCGAUCUGAAUCGCCUCAGCGAACAGGUGAUCAAGAGCCGAGACAUCCCAAAAUGGUUCCUCGACGAUUACGAACAUUUCGCAAUGAUUCUCGAAGACUUUCAAGAGCACGAGUCGGACAUCGUCGACGCCCUGGGCUCUCCGACCGGCAACACGAGUCCGGACGAGACAGGAUCUCGGAACGGCGACGCACCCCGAUCCCCAAUGCGAAGUGUGGUUCGGAUUCAACUUCCCAAUGAGCAGCACACUACAAUCCAAGUACGAACCGGCCAGACCGUGAUGGAAGCACUCGCCAAAGCGAUGAAGAGACGGAAACUCAGUCCGGAGAUGUGCGUCGUCUAUAAGGAAGCCACCGGCGAAAUGAUCGAGUGGAGCACGGACAUGGGUGAACUCGAAGGCGACACAGAGAUCUGCGUCAAAAUCCGAGACAAGUAUCCCAUCGCCACUUCGAUCUCGCACAAUUACGUUCGGAAAACGUUUUUCUCAUUGGUGUUCUGUGAAUGUUGUCGAAAAUUAUUGUUUCACGGCUUUAGAUGCCAAACCUGUGGCUAUCGUUUCCAUCCGCGAUGUGCGGAUGCCGUACCAGCGCUCUGUCAACCGUUGGGUGUUGAACAGCAAUACUUGAAGCAUUUGUUAGCCUUGCAAGAUGGUCUGGAGCCAGCGCCGAGUUCUUAUAUCCCAUUCAUGGAAGAGUGCAACCUACAGCGAGCGGGGAAUCUGAAUCGCAGCAGCUCCGAAAGCAACCUCACGGGGCAACGCGAAAGAUCAACUUCGGCACCGAAUGUCUCUUACAACGCAGUGAACCAGGAUUUCUCCGACUUCCCUCGAUUCAAACAAGUCUACUCGUCUCCAGAAAACUCUCCCCCGCCUCUGCCGCGCGGUCAGAACGCUGUUCCGUCCCCCAUUCGGAAUGUUGGAGUUUCUUGGAACAGCAUCUCCGCGAACAACAAUAGACACAGUAUCGACGAUGCUCACACGAAUCAACGAAGUGGUGUGAACACUUAUCUCGAUAGUAAUGGAACGAUAACGUCCAUCUACAAAGACAGCAUCAACAACAACAACAAAUUUACUUCGAACCUCGGUAGUCACGGCAAAAACUACAGCUACAACACUAAGACACGCGCGAGCUUUAACAACAAGGUCAACAACAACAAUAAGAACAACGAAAACAACAACGGUAGCAUCCGCCUCGUCAACAACAGCAGCAACCAGAAUUUCGACAGCAACAAUCAAAUCAACUCGGAAAACCGAGUCCACGACACAAUGAUCAACAAUAAUCGACACGGUUCCCGGAAUCACCACACCAAUGGUCAAACGUCGAGCAACGCGACGAAAUUCGAUUUCUUCUUCAAUGGGAAACGUGACCUGACAGCCAGUCUAGGCAGCACCAUCACGUCGGGUUACCAGAACUUAACGACCGGCCGCAGAAAUCGCCGCAAGGAAGUCUCCGGCAGGAGAGCGCUACAGAGGAGGAACAACUCCUCCGCGAGCCAAAAACUCAUUGUGAAUAACAGAGUUGUUAACCGAGCGUCGGGCCUCGCUCCUCCCAGCUCCAGCCAGGCUUCCUCAUCGCCCACGCGGACUCAGAGUGCGCAGGGCUCUCCGACAUCGUCGCAUAAAAUUCCUCGUCCGAGAGCCCGUUCGGCCGACGAAUCAUCGAAGAAGGCUGUCAACCAGAAAGCCGCCCGGGAAUCGAACGAAGACUGGGAGAUACUGCCGGAAGAGAUACUUACCGGGCCCAGGAUUGGUUCGGGCUCAUUUGGGACAGUUUACCGUGGCCAUUGGCACGGCCAUGUGGCUCUCAAGAAGCUCAACGUCACCGACCCCACACCCGCCCAGCUACAAGCGUUCAAGAACGAGGUUUCUGUCCUUCGGAAAACGAGACACAUGUGCAUCAUUCUCUUCAUGGGCUGUGUGUCCAACCCACAGCUAACGAUUGUCACCCAGUGGUGUGAGGGAUCCUCGCUGUACAAACAUCUACAUAUCGUGGAAACUCGAUUCGAACUGCAGCACAUAAUCGACAUCGCUCGACAGACCUCACAGGGCAUGGAUUAUUUACACGCGAAGAACAUCAUUCAUCGAGAUCUCAAAAGUAACAAUAUUUUCCUUCACGAUGAUCUGACGGUAAAAAUCGGCGAUUUCGGAUUGGCGACUGUGAAAGCUCGAUGGAGCGGUUCCACGCCAUUUUCGCAACCUACAGGCUCGAUCUUGUGGAUGGCCCCGGAGGUGAUUCAUAUGAAAGACCCGAACCCCUAUUCAUAUCAGAGCGAUGUGUACGCUUUCGGCAUCGUGCUCUACGAGCUGGAAACACAAUCGUUGCCGUACAGCAACGUCAACAACAAAGACCAGAUACUUUUCAUGGUCGGGAAAGGUUUCCUCAAGCCCGACAUGAGCAAAGUUCGAAGAGAUGCACCGAAAGCUCUGAUACGACUCACGGAAGAUUGCAUCAAAUACAAACGAGAAGACCGACCUCUGUUCAGACAGAUCCUUGCUUCACUCGAGUCCCUGAAGAGGUCGCUCCCGAAAAUUCAUCGGUCGACAUCAGAGCCAACUCUCAACCGAACUUAUCUGAAUAGCGAAGAAAUGCAAUUCACUUGUGCGUCGCCGAAGACGCCGUCGCAGUUCGGCAAUCCUGCCUAUCCGUUCUUCUCGAACACGGGCAACUUCUGA